Messenger RNA from Homalodisca vitripennis (glassy-winged sharpshooter), 3050 nucleotides. Its product is annotated as calcium homeostasis endoplasmic reticulum protein-like. NCBI's taxonomy places the organism in Eukaryota, Metazoa, Arthropoda, Insecta, Hemiptera, Cicadellidae. Gene Ontology annotation, cellular component: perinuclear region of cytoplasm. The record is from RefSeq and is a predicted model, not a curated record. Gene Ontology annotation, molecular function: RNA binding. Gene Ontology annotation, biological process: intracellular calcium ion homeostasis; RNA processing.
CCGAUCCGAAGCCAUCGGUCAGUUUUCUAAAAUGAUUCGUCUUGGAAGUUGUAUGGUAGUUGGUUGUAUUUGUUGGUUUGUUAAUGUGAUUUGUUUACGAUCUGUCAUUUAGCUCAGUCCUUGAUAUAACACUUUUCUUAUGAUCUAUAUUAAAUCAAAUAAGUUCUGUAGCCUAAUAAAGAGAUUUGUGUGUGUGUAAUUUCUACUUUAAAUACAACAUGUUCGAUUGAAAGUUGAAAAAGUAAUCAGUAGGUUAGGUGUUAGAUUUACUUGUGACUCAGGUGCCUACCAUGGAUAUGCCAAAACCACCUCAAGAUAUUGAGCUAAGAAAUAUAAUUGACAAACUGGCAAAGUUUGUCGCAAGAAAUGGACCAGACUUUGAACAGAUGACAAAAAAUAAACAAAAAGGAAAUGCAAAGUUUAGCUUUCUUUUUGGAGGUGAACACUUUAAUUAUUAUCAGUACAAAGUCACUACGGAACAAGCAAUAUUGAAGCAGAAAACUGUAAAUUCAAAUGUGGGUACCGGUCCUCAGUCAUUAAAUCUGAUGCUCUCGAGCCCUGGCCAACCUGCACUUACCAUAGGAGGAAAAGAGUCAGUUAAAUAUUCAAAUUCAGUCUCAAUCAAUCCUUCAUCCAUUCCACUGCCAAGUGAUCAUGACCCAUUUACCUCCAAUCCUGCCUACCAGCUAUAUUACGCAUUUGCAAAAAGCGUGUUAAAUAAAGUUGGUUUAUCGUCCUUGGCUGCCAUGUCCAACUUAUCAGGUACAUCUUAUAUUAUCCUGGAUGAGAAAGAACAUUGCACAGGUCAGUCGCUAGUACAGUGGUUAGCUGCAGCUCAGCAAUCCCAGCAAGCUCAUGCUCAGUCAUCUCCCAGCGUGACCACCACCGAGUCUCUGACGGCCCAGCAGGCGAUGCUGCAUGAACAGAUCCUGGAGAGUGAGCAGAACCUCAAUGCCCAGCACACUGUUUUGAUGCAACAACAACAAGCUGCUAUUGAUGAAACGAUAGCAAAAACGCAGAAAGAAAACAUGAAUGCUGAAGCAGCAGAAUGUCACCUGAACUUUGCGGAGCUGGAUGCAGUGUUACAGCCUAUAAUAGAUUCUUGCACUAAAGACUCGAUAUCAUCUGGAAAGGCAUGGAUAUUGCAAAGGGCAACUCAUAAGAAAGUCGACAAUCUCAUUGCUUCAUACCUUUUAUCCAAAGUUUUAGAAGAAAGGAGGACAUUUAAUCACAAACUGCACAUCAUCUAUCUAGUCAAUGACAUAUUACAUCAUUGUGCAAGGAAGAACAGUGGUGAGGAACUGAAGAAAUCAUUGGAAGGAGUUGUUGUUCCGAUGUUUUGUAACGCAGCGUCAAUGAAUGCAACAGAAGAACAAAAAGCCAAACUAAACAAGCUCUUGAACCUGUGGGAGACAAAACACCACUACUGCUCGGCUGAGACUGUAGCCAAGCUGAAGCAACCGCUGGAGUCGUGGCAGGAGUACCAAGCUGGCCUUGUCUCAAGCCAUAGCGACGUGCUACAGUCCCUUACUGCCACCACCAAGACCACCUUCCAGAACUACCAAAGUCAACACCAGGCCUUCGUCACACACGCACUGCAGCAGAUACAGAGUUUAGAACAACAGAAGCAGACGCUGGAGAGCCAGAAUCAGGUGGCGGCAGCAAUGGUCACAACAGCUCCUCUACCCUCCUCUACACCUCCUGUCCCCCUGGAGGUAGGUAGUGGAGGUUCUCAGGCGGCGGACCACCAGCUGCUCCACCAGACCCAACAGUUGAUGCAGCAGACUCAGCAGGCACAGCCGCAUUUGUUACCUCAACAGCAGAGUCAGCAGCAACUGCUACAGCUGCAGCAGCAGGCCCUCAGCCAAAUGAAUGCUGAGCAGCAGCAGAUCAUGGCUCCUUCCAAUCAUAUUCAAGCACCUGAUCACGUGAUGCCUCCUGGCUACAAUGCAGGAGAUUCACAGUCUGGGAUGACCCAAGAUGGGAUGCAGCCUUUCCCACCCCCACCUCCAGAUAUGGGUGUCCAGUUUACUCAACCACCUCCUGGCUUUUUGCCUUCAUUCCCACCCCCUGCAACUGGUAUAGAACUGCCUGACCUGUCGAGACCUCCUCCUGGGUUUCAUUUGCCACCUCCACCUCCGCUGAUGCAACCUGAAGUGAUGCCAGACGACUUGUUACCAUCUCUCCCCUACUACGAUCUCCCGGCUGGUCUCAUGGUUCCUCUUAUAAAAUUAGAAGACUGCAACUACAAAGCCCUAGAUCCAGAUUCUAUAAGACUGCCACCCCCGGCUCCUCCCAGUGAACGCUUGUUGGCAGCUGUCAAGGCUUAUUAUGCUCCUCCAGGUCACGAUCACCCUAGAGACAGCGAUGGCUGGGAGAAGCUUGGUCUUUAUGAAUAUUAUCGUGCUAAGAAUUCUGCCAAGAAAAGGAAAGAGGACGAUAUAGCUGCAGGUAUUAGAGAGAGAUCGAGGUCACCAUCUCCCAUUACGAGGCCAAGAUCACGAAGUAGAACACCUCCCACAAAGAAAAGAUAUCGCAGCCGAAGCCGAUCAAAGUCUAGAGGGAGAGAGUCCAGAAGUCCGUCGAGGCGCACCAACAACAGAAACAGUGUUGCCAGGAGAAAAUCCGGGCGGAGGGAUAGGUCUAGAUCCAGAUCGAGGUCUCGAUCUCGAACUCCACCUCCUCCCACUACUCCUAGCAACAAGGAUCGCAGCCCCACCCCACCCCCUGCGUCAUUCUUACAGCCCUACAUGAAGCCAGUAACAGAGAAGAUAGAUGAAAGCAACAAAGGACAUCAAAUGCUCCGCAAAAUGGGUUGGGGAGGGGCCGGCCUCGGAGCUAAGGAGCAGGGAAUUGAGCAACCAAUUUCAGGAGGCGAGAUUCGAGAUCGCGUAGAUCAAUACAAAGGAGUAGGGAUAAAUUUGAAUGAUCCUUAUGAGAACUUUAGAAAAAGUAAAGGGCAAGCAUUUAUCACAAGGAUGAAGGCGAGAGCUGAAGAAAGAUCGGAUAGAUAAUUGAAGGGAAUAUAAAUGUAAGAUAGUUUGUACUUU